This is a messenger RNA of Quercus lobata, 1549 nucleotides long. RefSeq names its product mitogen-activated protein kinase kinase kinase 18-like. Lineage: Eukaryota; Viridiplantae; Streptophyta; Magnoliopsida; Fagales; Fagaceae. The record is from RefSeq and is a predicted model, not a curated record. The transcript has a single exon. Gene Ontology annotation, biological process: protein phosphorylation; signal transduction. The coding region runs from base 131 to 1549 and encodes 472 amino acids. Gene Ontology annotation, molecular function: ATP binding; protein kinase activity.
CAAAAGGGGCAAAGUCACAUAUAUAAAUUUGUACAUACACUACCUCAUUUUUUAAAACCCAACAACCCAAACCUCUCCAUAGAUCUUCAUAUUUCUUCCUUUGUUCUCUCUCUGCUGCUUCUCUAUCUUCAUGGAGUGGACUAGAGGACCAACAAUAGGCCGCGGCUCCACCGCCACCGUCUCACUAGCCACGGCCGCCCCCUCCGGUGAGCUAUUCGCCGUCAAGACCACCGAGCUCUCUUCCUCUCUGUUCUUGCAGAAAGAACAACAUUUUUUGUCUCAACUAUGUUGUCCUCACAUAGUUAAGUACAUAGGCUAUGACAUUUCAUAUGAAAAUAACAAGCCUGUGUACAAUCUUUGCAUGGAGUAUGUACCUGGUGGCACACUUAAAGAUGCAAUUCAAAGGCAAGGAGGGUGUCUAGUUGAGCCUAUGAUUAGAUCAUACACACGGCAAGUUCUACAAGGCUUGGAAUAUCUUCAUAUGAAUGGCUUGGCGCAUUGUGACAUAAAGAGCCAGAACAUACUGAUUGGCAAGGAUGGUGCAAAAAUUGCUGACUUGGGCUGUGCUAAAUUGGUGGGAAGAGUUGCUGGCAAUGGAGGUUCUGCCACAUCAGCAAUUUCCGGUACUCCGAUGUUCAUGUCACCGGAAGUGGCACGUGGAGAAGAGCAGAGUUUUGCAGCUGAUAUAUGGGCUCUUGGAUGCACAAUCAUUGAAAUGGCUACUGGAAGUACCCCAUGGCCGGAGAUGACUAAUCCGGUAUCAGCUCUUUAUCGGAUUGGUUUUUCCGGUGAGGCGCCAGAGAUUCCAAGGUGGUUGUCAAGUAAAGCUAAAGACUUUUUGAGCAAGUGUUUGAGGAGGGAUCCAAGGGAAAGGUGGACAGCUAAAGAGCUUCUUGAGCAUCCAUUUAUUGCAGAAUUGGAUUCUCUUUCUUUGGAAGUUAAGGACUUUACUACGAGUUCUCCAAUUAGUGUAUUGGAACAGGGUCUUUGGGAUUCAAUGGAAGUGUUGGAAUGUCCUAGGAAUGUACCCCAUGAAGGUAUUUUGUCCAAUUCUCCAGCUGAAAGGAUCAAGAGGUUGAUUGGAAGGACUAUCUCAUCAGUUUCGUGUGAGCCCAAUUGGACUUGGGAUGAAGAUUGGAUCACAGUGAGAAGCAAUGGCAUAGAGGAAAAUGAGAAAUUAGCUGAAAAAUUCGACGAGUUCUUUGCGGAUGAAAUUACAGCUGAAUCUGAAUUAGCCCUGGAUCAAGUUACUCAAAUGGAGGAGUUUGGAGGCUUAAUGUUUGAUGAGGAUUUGUUUGAAUACUCUGUUGACAGUAUUAGUGCCAUUAGUAUUAGGAGAGACUUUGUAAUGGAAUAUGAUAGUGACAAAGAUGAUAUUGUAUUAGCAAUUUUAAAUUUUGAAUCUGAUAAUGAAAAUUUUCGUCUUCUUCCAUCUAAGUUACUUCAUUUGAAUCCUAAUUCAUCCAAUAUGAUCUUUAUCUUGUUUCUGCAAAUAGAAUUUCUUUACAAUCCCCCAAUUCCUUUAAUUUUGCUGGAAAAGCCAAGGUAA